AUGCGUGUUCUAUCGGCCGCAGCAUCGUGUGGUGGCGAGCAUACUUUCACAUGCUACCAGAAGGCGCAGACAGUUGUCGCCUUCCACCCGAUCGUGCAGCCGAUCUUCAUCACAGCAGGUGCAACACCCGCACUUGCACAAGCGAGGGCCUCUCGUGACUCACGCCGGCAAGAGCGCCUGCCCAGUUGCCGUGCCCAAGUAACACCAGACAUCAAUGAUACAGCAUCUUCUACCCGCCAGCGGCACUACGACAAAGGACACGAUGGCAGAGCUGAAGGCGGUGAAAGCGAGACAUCACGGUCUGGGCCACGAUGGCGUUUUCCCCCAGGCCACUCGUCUGUCUGUUUGUGCUUCUGUCCCCGUCUCCUUGCUGAUGACAAAAUUGCAUUUCGAAGUGCCGUGCUCAGCCCGCCUACUCCAUAUGGGGUCCGGGGCGCUAUUGCUUGUAGCGGCAGUCGGCAGGCUUUCGGCCCUGUCCCUGCUGUCAGUCUAGCCGUAUACUCCAUGCCUGUACUCCAUGCCUGGGCCGUGGCAAGGGCCAUGACCACGACAUGGUCCAAGGGCAGAAAAGAUGGAAAACUGCACAAGCAGGGUUCUCUCUGCGUCCCGUCCAUGCAAGCCCCAGACACGCAAUUUCCUCCUAUAUCCCACGAGCACGGGGCACGUCUAGAAUCUUCCGCCGACCUUCCAGACGGGCUUCCAGACGGGCUUCCAGACGAGCUUCCAGACGAGCUUCCAUCGAGCCAAAAGGAGCCAGAAGGCGGGCAUCGCAUCCUCGGAAGGACCUUCGCUUGGGACUCGGCAGACAGACGAGAUGGCGGCUGCUCGAUGCCUGGGCCAAUGCCCGUAAGCGUUCCAACGUAUAUUGCCUGCAUCGGCUCUAGCACCAUGUACAAUGCCAGACCCUAG
Trichoderma gamsii is the source of this 909-nucleotide messenger RNA. RefSeq lists its product as hypothetical. NCBI's taxonomy places the organism in Eukaryota, Fungi, Ascomycota, Sordariomycetes, Hypocreales, Hypocreaceae. The transcript is spliced from 4 exons. Bases 1 to 909 code for a protein of 302 amino acids. The record is from RefSeq and is a predicted model, not a curated record.